ACGAAUAGCCGGUUUAUUUUAUAGCGAUUUAUUGUCAUCUUGUGAGGUUGUUUGUUAAGUUAUUGUGCUCAAAAAUGUAUUGCCGCUUGUGUUUAUUUCAAGCGCAAAUCUUCAUUCCGUUGCGUGAUGAAAGUGGCAAUGUUUCCACUGAUAUUUUAAGCACAGUGGAGAAAUAUACUCGGGUGGAGCUUACUAGUGAAGAUUGCAUUUGCGUCAGCUGCUGGUCUAGCGUAGAUAGCUUCAGAAAGUUUUGUUUGUUGGUGGCCGAAAGGCAAUCGCAAUAUGCAUGGAGCAGGGAAUUGGUCACACAGGAAGAAGACAUAUUUGAAAGUGCUGAGGGAGUAACAGCAACGAAAAAAGAUGCGAAAGCCUGCUUGGAGUCAUUAAAUGCAAAUCUAGAGCGGACAAAUGAAUCUGAAGCCAUAGGAAGUGCGAACAGUAGCAUAGUGAGUGAGCAGAGAUACCGGAGGGAAAAUGACGGUAUAAAUCUGAAGACGCCUAGGAAGUCAGAGUAUGAUUUUGAUUGUAUGGAUGUCACCGCUGGAGAAAGGGGAACUUACGUAGCAGCAAUACCAGAGAAGCCAAUAUGUUCUGAAGCAGAUGCCAAUAUUGCUACUUCAGUGGAAUGCCUGGCCAUGGAGGAACAAGAAAUGUGCUCAGAGGAAUUUUAUUUGCAGCACAAGCAAGAUAGGAAUGAUAGAGUGGAAUUGCUCUUAUUACAGAAUAAUGAAACAAACACAACAUCAAAUAAAAUACAAGCAGAAGCGAUUUCCAAUCAAACAGAAUCGCCGCAAAGGUGCGUUAAGAAAUUAGCCAAUGAAGAAAACCAUUCAAUUUCGCUCAGCACACGAAAACUGGGACGCCCACGACGAAGCGAUGCCGCAAGUCAAGCAGCAGAUGACCAAUUGAUUGCUAGUCACAUGCAGCUCUUCUGCGAGCUGUGCAAAUUCGAGGCAGACAACUUUAAAGCAUUGAAAGAUCAUUUCAAGGCGAUACAUAAUAGCAACGGUUAUGUAGUUUGCUGUGGAAAGCGGCUGUAUAAGCUUGGAAUUUUAAUAGAUCACAUAAAUGUGCACCGCAAUGCCGCUUACUUUUCCUGUUCCAGCUGCGGCUCGCACUUCGCAGAUCGGCUAUGUCUGCGCAAUCAUCUACUUUUGAAGCAUCAGAAGCCCGCAGAGUCACCACUUCAGUGCACGACUUGUGGCGUGCGAUUUGCUAAGGUGCGCUUUCUGCAGCGACAUGUGCGUAAACAUGAAGACGUCAACGCGUGUGAUCUGUGUGGUAAGGAAAUGCCCACGCGCGUUACAUUAAAUGCCCACAAGCGCUUGUGCCAUGGGAGUCAGCAGCAGCAGCGCCAGCAUGCUUGCAGUAUAUGCGCGCGAAUUUUCAAAACUGCAAGGCGACUGAGGGAGCACAUGGCAACCCAUACGGGCGAGUAUCUAUACCGCUGCAACUAUUGUGAUAAGCCCUUUAAAUGCGCUUCCAAUUUACAUGCACAUCGUAAGUGGAAACAUCCGGCUGAAUGGGGGCGAGAUCAGAGUGUGAAAGCAUCAAAGGAAAAUACUUCAAGUGCAUUUCGGCAAUCAAACCCUGUUUAGGUCGGCAAAAUCUUUUAAACGUUGUUUGUCCAUUUGGCAACAUCUUCUACGCAUUCUUCUGCUCAGAGCUGGCAUCGAGUCAAAUCCUGGACCGGUAACCUGGACUGGAAACCUUCACCUCCUGCGUAUGCCAGAGACGAUUGCACCCAAACUCCACCUCAAUCAGGUGCAAUACCUGAAAUGGGUGGAUUCACCUUAGAACCUUCUCUGAGCUUAGAACUCACUGGAAGUGGACCUCGGCAUUUGUGACCCCAUGUUGUUUAAACCGAAUGCACACCAGAGUUCAUCUGAGCAAUACAUGCGCAACACGACCACAAAAAAAAACAACACAGCCAUAGCCCAGACACAACCAUACCCCCACCUACACGCCACCACCAACAGCUCCUAGUUCCUCGCACAAUAUACUCGCCGUGUCAGUUCGGGAUAUACCGUAAAGUUCAGAACUGCGCACCACGCGAAAAUGGACGAGCAACUUCGUACCCCCACAAAGCAGCAACCCCCAAAUGGAAUCACAUACAACAAAUGGCCGGCAGACAUCACCACAAAUAACUUACACUCCUAUUAGUCUCCUAAGGCACAUAAAGAUACUACAGUUUAACUGUAACAGACUACAGAGCGAGAUUGAGGAAAUAACCGUUUUCAUGGGUCGACAUGGAAUAUUGAAAGCUGCUCUCCAACAGACGAAGUUGCAUAGCAACUCAACAUUGUGGAGCUGCGUGGAGAUCGCCAGCGAGAUAAUGGUGGUGGCUUAGCAGGGGUACCAUCCCAGAAUGUCAGAGUACAUAUACACCCCUGACACUAGCUUCCCGGCAGGAUAUUACCCUAAUAUAGGUGCGCCCCUCAAAAGUGAAAACCGACUGAUAGUUGAUGACUUCAACGCGCACCACGAUAUCUUUGGCAUUCAAUUCAGUCGAAUGAUCAUUGGCGAAUACACUUGGCAGAGCAGAUAAAUAAUUCGACAUUCUGCACGAUGAACGACGACGCACCCACCAGGAUAUGGGCAGCUGCAAUAGCUCGCCUGACUUAACAAUUGUAAGCGCUGGUCUGAUAAACAGCAUAACGUGGCGACCUAUGCCGACUCUAGCAUCAGACCAUCUUCCCAUAGUCAUCUCGAUCGAUAAAUCUGCCCGAUUCAUUUCCGCUGCAUGCAUUUCGGACACCUUUCCGAACUUUCCAGCUGAUGAGCGUGACAACCUGCGCCAGGUCGAUCGCGAAAAUCCCCGCAUUGGGGAUCUCAACACGGAAUUCAGCAACUAUUAAAGUACCAUAAACGGAAGAAGUGGGAGGAGCGUCUCAUGAGCGAUGCAAGAGCUAUUUUAGCCGACAGUUCACGCUGCAUCCUUCGAUGGAUAAAGCACGACAGAAUGUGCAUGCUGAUGCUGAAAAAAUUGGGCCCUGCGGGAGAGGAUUAUCACAAUCUAUCCGUGGUCGUCGCUCCUGAUAUUUGAAAGGCGGGGAGAAUUGUCAUACCGGCCAACAAAAGGAAGACUUAUCUUCUGACCCCAGCGAGGCAUCAGCAGGGAUUCCGUAAAGUACAGAUUGCAACAACAGGAGUUAAUGCCAUAAAGACCCAGAAACUCGCGGCCUGAACCGAAACCGCCCCUAUGACAGAACAGUGCUACUAGCAUUGAAUCUGUCAAAGGCGUUUGACACCGUCAACAUCUCCAUGGUACUAGGAGGCAUUGAGGCUCCUUCUUGCCCGCAGGAACUCAAACGGUGGUCAGCGAAUUAUCUGAAAGGUCGACAUUCGUCAAGGAAAAUUAAACAGAGUCCUAAAGGGUGUGUCCUUUCCUCACUUCUGUUUAAUUAUUAUAUCUCAAAGCUUCCUCAAUCACCGGAGGGAGUCUCUAUUAUCUCUUAUGCUGAAGUAUGGGAUCUGUUCGAAAGUAAACGGUUACCUCUCCAAAAUUUCUCGCUUCUUCACUGCAAGGAGCUCAACCCUCUUAUUUACGAAAUUUUCGGCAACCUUUUUUUACCACCUGGACGAAGGAGAUCAGACUACAGCGGGGAAUUCAUGUCUAUGGUGAACCAAUUCCGACGGGGAAUAAGCCGAAGUAAACAUCGAUAGUCUGCACUCCUUCUCGGCGCAUACAACCGCAGUAGGGUACAGAGCGGCUGUAAGGUGCUCAAAUAUAAAGACACAUGGCAACUGGCAGGCCCGUGUGGUCAUCGGGGGACCAGCAGGACGCAGUGGACGAAGCUACAGCCCCACCUACAUGGCGUGGCUCAAAUGCUCCCUGUCAAGAAGCACAACACGAUGCUUUGUAAGCAGUUCUUAGUAGCAUGCCGCAGACAUGGGCACUCGAACAGAUCUCUGAUUGCCGCAGAGCUUCGUCCUGUGCCUCGGAAGACUCGCACCACCAUAGUCCAACUUCGCUCUGGCUACUGCAGCAGGUUAAACUUCUACCUGGGUAGGAUAAAUAAAUGCAGAUAUGCCCAAUGAGUGCACCGCAUCCGAAGAGGCAGAACGCCUCUCUUCCUAUAGACCCAGUUGGAGUGGCACACUUCCUGGGUCUCCUAUUAGUUGAGCCUGACGACAACGAUUGAAAGACAAGCCGAUAUAGGCAGGGCUAGGUAGCCGCUACAACAACAACAAAUUCAAGUGCAUAAUAAAUUUAGUAAAUUAAAUAAAUUUGUAAAAAUUCAAGCAACUCAAAUCAAAAUCAACCAUAUACCUCCUACCU
This is a messenger RNA of Rhagoletis zephyria (snowberry fruit fly), 4282 nucleotides long. RefSeq names its product zinc finger and BTB domain-containing protein 49-like. The record is from RefSeq and is a predicted model, not a curated record. NCBI's taxonomy places the organism in Eukaryota, Metazoa, Arthropoda, Insecta, Diptera, Tephritidae. Gene Ontology annotation, cellular component: nucleus. Gene Ontology annotation, molecular function: zinc ion binding.